Messenger RNA from Paraglomus brasilianum, 124 nucleotides. The record is from the annotation of a GenBank genome assembly. NCBI's taxonomy places the organism in Eukaryota, Fungi, Glomeromycota, Glomeromycetes, Paraglomerales, Paraglomeraceae.
GUGAUCAGCAAACAGAAGUGCAAGCAGGAAGAUCUCACUUUGCCAUCAGGCGGUGAACUAUCUACUUGUAAAGGUAGGCCACCAAAUUCCGUGCGGUCAUCAGACGACGAGUUGGUGGAGACUG